Molecule: messenger RNA, 754 nt
Organism: Dalotia coriaria
Lineage: Eukaryota; Metazoa; Arthropoda; Insecta; Coleoptera; Staphylinidae
Product: tetra-peptide repeat homeobox protein 1-like
Exons: 2
Coding region: 104-580 (158 amino acids)
Source: RefSeq, a predicted model, not a curated record
GUGAGGACAAGUGGGGCGAAGAAUAUAAAGUCGACAUGUUGCGCACACUCUUACCUUUAGCCCUGAAACAAUCAUCUUGUAAGUCUGCAAAAAGUUGUCAGCAAUGAAGACAAUUUUAAUAUUUUUGGUUGUACUUGCUGUUGUAAGUGCAAAACCUACCAGCAAUAAAGAUAAACGUGGUUUGUUGAACUUGGGAUAUGGGUACCAUGGAGGAUACCUUGAUCUUGGACAUUCUACUCAUACCCAUACAACAAUAACAAAGAAAAUUGGUGUUCCUGUAGCUGCGCCGUACCCCGUUCAUGUUGAUAACCCUGUUCCGGUACCAUAUGCUGUGAAAGUAGCCGUACCAGUUGACAGACCAUACCCUGUUCAUGUCCCAGCACCAUACCCUGUACCAGUAGAUAAACCUGUACCUGUAGUGGUAGAGAAACACGUUCCAUACCCAGUUGCACAACCUGUGGGUGUUCCUGUUGUUCAGAAGGUACCCGUUCCGGUGUUAGCUCCCUACGCGGUACCUGUCAUUAAUAAGGUACCGGUAGUCGUUCACGAACCAGUAGUCACCAAAUACCACACUUGGUAAGGUAAUAAACACCUUGUUAAAAAUAACGGUAGCAUUUUAACGCAUUUUUAAACAAUAAGGAAACAAAAUGAUAUGUAUAUUAGUCUAGAUUUAAUUAAAAUUAACGAUCUGUUUGUUAUUGAUAAUUAUGCAGGUGAAUUUAAAUAAAUUUAAUGUAUUUUUUUAUCAAUGAAA